GCGCCGCCGCCCUGCGCGCACGGGGCAGCGGCAGGGCGCGCUCCCGGCAGUUUCCCUGCGCGGUGCCGCCCCUCAUCCUCCUCCACUCUCCCGCCCCUCGCCGACUGCAGCCCCAGGCUCCGCCAUGGGGAACGUGCCAUCCGCGGUGAAGCACUGCCUCAGCUACCAGCAGCUUCUCCGGGAGCAUCUCUGGAUCGGGGACGCAGUGGCAGGGGCGCUCGACCCCGCGCAGGAAUCAUCCCGGUUAUCUGGACUCCCUGAAUAUGUUAAAAUAGUAGAAGUUGGACCUAGAGAUGGAUUGCAGAAUGAAAAGGUUAUAGUUCCUACAGAUAUAAAAAUUGAAUUUAUCAAUCAGCUUUCCCAAACUGGCUUGUCUGUAAUAGAAGUGACUAGCUUUGUGUCUUCCAGAUGGGUACCACAGAUGGCUGAUCACACUGAAGUGAUGAAAGGCAUUCAUCAGUACCCAGGAGUUCGAUAUCCUGUCCUUACUCCUAAUCUUCAGGGUUUUCACCGUGCUGUUGCUGCUGGAGCCACUGAGAUAUCAGUUUUUGGUGCUGCAUCUGAAUCCUUUAGCAAGAAGAAUAUUAACUGUUCCAUUGAAGAGAGCAUGGGAAAGUUUGAGGAGGUUGUUAAGUCUGCAAGGCACAUGAAUAUUCCAGCACGAGGGUAUGUGUCUUGUGCCCUGGGCUGUCCAUAUGAAGGAAGCAUUACACCACAAAAAGUAACAGAAGUGUCUAAGAGAUUGUAUGGCAUGGGCUGUUAUGAGAUCUCUCUGGGAGACACGAUUGGAGUGGGAACUCCAGGGAGCAUGAAAAAAUUGUUGGAAAGUGUCAUGAAAGAACUCCCACCAGGGGCUCUUGCUGUUCACUGUCAUGACACGUAUGGACAAGCCUUAGCAAAUAUUCUUACAGCUCUUCAGAUGGGAAUUAACGUGGUGGACUCUGCAGUAUCUGGACUAGGCGGUUGCCCUUAUGCAAAAGGUGCUUCUGGGAACGUAGCCACUGAGGAUUUGAUAUAUAUGCUUAAUGGCCUGGGGCUCAAUACAGGUGUGAAUCUUUACAAAGUGAUGGAAGCCGGUGACUAUAUUUGCAAAGCUGUGAAUAAAACCACGAACUCUAAAGUAGCACGAGCCUCCUUCAGUGUUUGAGUUGGAUGGAUUUAUGACUUAAGGUUGAGAAGAUCAAUUUCAGCUACAUAUACAUGCUCACCUAAAAAUCAUUAAUGUCAACUUGUUCUGAAAUGUGAAGUAAGAGGAGGGGGGCAAGAGAUAUUCUUCAAAAAGAUUAUAACUGAAUAGAUUAUGAAGUCUACAGAAAGCAAUCCCAGUCACCAGGUAAAUUGCAAGCUGAGAAUAAAUAAUGAAGCUUGUAGUCAUACUUUUGAACUU
Messenger RNA from Propithecus coquereli (Coquerel's sifaka), 1387 nucleotides. It is a transcript of the gene HMGCLL1, whose product is annotated as 3-hydroxymethyl-3-methylglutaryl-CoA lyase-like 1. NCBI's taxonomy places the organism in Eukaryota, Metazoa, Chordata, Mammalia, Primates, Indriidae. The transcript has 9 exons. The record is from RefSeq and is a predicted model, not a curated record. Gene Ontology annotation, biological process: ketone body biosynthetic process; L-leucine catabolic process. Gene Ontology annotation, cellular component: cytosol; endoplasmic reticulum. Bases 125 to 1147 code for a protein of 340 amino acids. Gene Ontology annotation, molecular function: hydroxymethylglutaryl-CoA lyase activity.